AGUGUACUCAAACACAGGGAAUCAAGGCUAGACGGAGACACACCAAAUCCUCGAGCAGAAGAGAAGAGAAGUACUUUGGUGUCUUCUCUUUGGUUCGAAAGUCGAAGGGUUUUCUCUCGCUUACAUUUCGAUAAACUUAUUAAUCAUUCAGCUUAUCGAUUCAAAUCCAAUCCUUUAAAUUCCAAUAAUUCAAUGAUGGGAAUUGCGCUAAAAGGAUAUUUUGUUGUUUUAUUGCUGGCACUGUUAUCAAGCCCAGAAGCCGUGUUUGGAAUUAGAUUUGUGAUUGAUAGGGAAGAAUGCUUCUCUCAUGAUGUUAAAUAUGAAGGAGAUACAGUUCAUGUUUCCUUUGUUGUAGUUAAGGUUGAUUCGUCUUGGCAUUAUAGCGAUGAUGGUGUUGAUCUGGUGGUGAAGGGACCUUCUGGUGAUCAGAUUCAUGAUUUCCGUGACAAGAUAAGUGAGAAAAUUGAGUUUGUGGCACAUCAGAAAGGAGUCCACCGUUUUUGCUUCACUAACAAGUCUCCUUACCAUGAAACCAUUGACUUUGAUGUCCAUGUUGGUCACUUUUCAUACUAUGACGAGCAUGCAAAGGAUGAGCAUUUUCAGCCAUUGUUGGAACAGAUAUCUAAAUUAGAGGAGGCUCUCUACAACAUUCAGUUUGAACAACAUUGGCUAGAGGCUCAGACUGAUCGCCAGGCAAUUAUAAAUGAUGCAAUGAGCCGGAGGACGAUUCACAAGGCCUUCUUUGAAUCUGCAGCACUUGUCGCCGCUAGUAUUCUGCAAGUUUACCUGCUCCGCCGCCUGUUUGAGCGAAAGCUUGGGAUGUCCAGAGUUUAGAUUGGGCAUGCUGCAUGUUACUUGUACCAAGUGCAAGCUGAGCAGGAUUUCAAACUUUUCUAUCAUACUUUGAUGUUUUAGCGGGAAAAGAGCACCUGUAGACACCGCCUUUUAAAACUUUUUUGAUAAUGGAAUUAACUUUUAUGGUUUUUUCAGAUGA
Molecule: messenger RNA, 994 nt
Organism: Populus euphratica (Euphrates poplar)
Lineage: Eukaryota; Viridiplantae; Streptophyta; Magnoliopsida; Malpighiales; Salicaceae
Gene: P24BETA2
Product: emp24/gp25L/p24 family/GOLD family protein
Exons: 5
Coding region: 193-834 (213 amino acids)
Source: RefSeq, a predicted model, not a curated record